CCCAGAAGUGCCACCUACCUGUGCCCAGAAGUGCCACCCACCAGUGCCACCCACCUGUGCCCACCAGUGCCACCCACCUGUGCCCACCCACCAGUGCAGCCCAGCAGUGCUGCCAGUCAGUGCCACCAUCAGUGCCGCCAGUCAGUGCCCAGCAGUGAUGCCAGUCAGUGCCAUCUAUCAGUACCCAUCAUCAGUGUCACCUAUCAGUGCUGCAUAUUAGUGCCGCCUAUCCGUGACACCUCAUUAGUGCUGCCUAUCAGUGCCGCCUAUCCGUGCCACCUCAUUAGUACUGCCUAUCAGUGCCCUUUAGUGCUGCCUAUCAGU
This is a messenger RNA of Staurois parvus, 324 nucleotides long. The record is from the annotation of a GenBank genome assembly. NCBI's taxonomy places the organism in Eukaryota, Metazoa, Chordata, Amphibia, Anura, Ranidae.